CGUCCUCUUUGUGCGGAAUGUAACAUUCUAAAUUCAGUGGCUAAUUUCAUACUGUUAACGAUAAUUUAAAGUGAUUUCACGUGAAGUCUGAAAAAGAAAGAAUGUCCCUUUCAACUGCACGUUCAUUCUUGUCGGAGGCUGGUUAUGGGGAACAAGAACUGGACGCUAAUUCAGCUCUCAUGGAGUUAGACAAAGGUUUGCGGUCUGGGAAGCUUGGAGAACAAUGUGAAGCUGUGGUCCUCUUCCCCAAACUCUUCCAGAAGUACCCUUUCCCCAUCCUCAUAAACUCUGCCUUCCUGAAACUGGCGGACAUCUUCAGGCUUGGAAACAACUUUCUACGACUCUGCGUGUUGAAGGUGACUCAACAGAGCGAGAAACACCUUGAGAAGAUUCUCAAUGUGGACGAGUUUGUCAAGCGAGUGUUUUCUGUCAUCCACAGUAAUGACCCUGUUGCCAGAGCAAUUACUCUCAGGAUGCUGGGGAGUUUGGCCACCAUCAUCCCUGAAAGGAAGAACGCCCAUCACAGUGUUCACCAAAGUCUCGACUCUCACGACAACGUUGAAGUUGAGGCAGCCAUCUUUGCUUCGGCUUGCUUCUCUGCACAGUCAAAAGACUUUGCAGCUGGGAUUUGCAACAAAAUCAGCGAAAUGAUUCAAGGUCUGGACACCCCAGUGGAGCUCAAGCUGAAGCUCAUCCCCAUUCUGCAGCACAUGCACCACAACGCCGGCCUGGCGUCCAGCAGCCGAGACCUGCUGCAGCAGCUGGUGGCCUCCUACCCUUCCACCCCCAUGGUCAUCGUGACCCUGCACACCUUCACCCAGCUGGCCGCCUCCUCGCUCAUCGACAUCCCCAAACAGUUACAGCUGCUUCUCCAGUACCUGAAGGAUGAUCCCAGGAAAGCAGUCAAGAGACUGGCCAUUCAGGACCUGAAACUCCUGGCUAAAAAGGCCCCCCAUCUCUGGAACAGAGAGAACACUCAGACCAUGUGCGAGUGUGCCUUGAGUAGCCCUUACACCGGCCUCAAACUGGGGAUGCUGUCCGUGCUCGCCACCCUCUCUGGAACCAUUGCCAUGAAGCAGUACUUCAGCCCUGGAGGAGGUGGUCCCUCUGCCCCGCCGCGGCUCACUGACCUGGUUAAACUUGCUCAGGAAUGCAGUUACCACAGCAACCUGGCCGUCGCUGCCCACGGAGUCACAGUGCUUGCCAACAUUGCUAUCUCCUGUCCGGAGAAAGACAUGAAGCAGCUUGAGCAGGACACGGUGAUGGGGGUGGAGUCUCUUCUGGUACUCUGCAGUCAGGACGACGGGCCCAGGGCUCAGGCCACGCUCAAGACUGCUCUCACCUCACUGGUCCGGUUACUGAAGAGCCGCCCCCACCUCAGCCAAUCAGUUGUGGAGUUCCUGCUUUGCCAGCUUCGUUCAGCCCGUGACCCCUCCCGUGUGCUGAUGUGCCACGCCCUUGCGGCCAUUGCCACCCAGCUGCCCGUGCUGGGAGAGGGCAUGUUGGGCGACCUGGUGGACCUCUAUCGGGUGGCCAGCCACUCGUCAACUGACAAGCAGCAGGAGCUUCUGGUUUCCCUGGCGACUGUGGUGUUUGUGGCCAGCCAGUCUUCCCUGACAGCGGAGGUUAAGACCGUGAUCAAGCAGCAGUUGGAGAACGUGGCCAAUGGCUGGACUGUCUACCGUAUUGCCCGGCAGGCCUCGCGAAUGGGCUGCCACGAGUUCUCCAGUGAGUUGUACCAGAGUCUCCGGACGCGCGUGGCCUCUGAGCACUUCUACUUCUGGCUGAACAGUCUGAAGGAGUUCUCCCAGGCGGAGCAGUGCCUGAGCGGCCUGAACGAUGGAGACUACAGUGUCGCCAUGACAGCCAUAGCCGAGGCCCUGCGUUCGUACCAGAAGGGCAUCGCCUCCCUCACGGCUGCCAGCACACCCCUGAGCCCGCUGGCGUUCCAGUGCGACUUUGUGAAGAUGCGCAUCGACACGCUGCAAGCUCUUUCACAGCUCAUCUGCACCUGCAGCAGCUUGAAGACCAGCCCUCCUCCCGCCAUCGCCACCACCAUCGCCCUCACCUCCGGCAACGAGCUGCAGCGCUGCGGGCGAAUCGCCAUGCAGAUGAGAGUGUCCAUGGAUGAGUUCCGGAGCCUUGCAGCCCGCUACGCUGCCCUGUACCAGUCGUCCUUCGACGCAGAUUCGGCCACCCUCCGCAACGUGGAGCUGCAACAACAAAGCUGCUUGCUGGUCUCCCAUGUCAUUGAGGCUCUGAUACUCGACCCACAUUCAGCCAGUUUCCAGGACUAUGGGACAUUGGGGUCGGUACAGAUGGAGAGCGAGUACGAGAGGCGAAUGAUGUCUGUGUUCAACCGCGUCCUGGAGGAGGUGGAGGGCUUGAGCAGGAAACACCCUCCUGUCUCCUACCUGCACACUGGCUGUCUGUGUGAUGCGGUCAUAGCUCUGCUCAAGGUCCCACUGUCUUUCCAAAGGUACUUCUUCCAGAAGCUUCAGUCAACAAGUAUUAAGCUUGCUCUCUCCCCUUCUCCUCGGACCCCGACUGAGCCAAUCCCGGUGCAGAGCAACCAGCAGCUGACUCUGAAGGUGGAGGGCGUGGUCCAGCACGGCUCCACCCCCGGACUGUUCCGCAAGAUUCAGUCCGUCUGCCUCAACGUCAGCUCCGCGCUUCAGAGCAAGACUGGCGGGCCAGAAUACAAGGUACCACUAGACGGCAAGACCAAUGACAUCGAGCAGCGGGUGGAACCCCAUAACGACUACUUCAGCACCCAGUUCCUGCUCAACUUCUCCGUCCUGGGCAGCCACACGGUCAACGUGGAGGCGUCUGUGGUGGACGAGAGCGGUGUCGAGUGGAAGACUGGGCCCAAGACCACGGUAUCAGUGAAGUCCCUGGAGGACCCAUAUUCGCAGCAGCUCCGCCACCAACAGAUGCAGCAGGCACAGCAGGCUAGGCCCGACCCAGCCCCGGCCCCCCAGAGGAGCAAUGUAUAUGCCCGUUUCCAGUGAUGGCAUUCCUUGGGUAACUCCCCUGUAGCCUUGGCCCAAAGGUCUUUGUUUCCUGUACUUUGUCAGCUGAUACCUGAAGAGACUGUCUCCUGGAGCAAUACAGGCAAUGCUUGGGUGAGCUUUUAGCUACCUCUCACUGCUUGUAUAUUUUUUAGGUUACUGGUUGCUAGGGAAUGGAUGUGAAGUUAUUCAACUGUUUUUACUUUUUUUCACUCGAAACGCCAGGAUUGUCUGCUUGUGGAAUUCCACAUUACUGUGUAUUAAUAUUCUGUACAUUGUUUAGGUUAUUAAAGACCAUUUUUCAUUUAAGUAAUGUGAA
Molecule: messenger RNA, 3330 nt
Organism: Esox lucius (northern pike)
Lineage: Eukaryota; Metazoa; Chordata; Actinopteri; Esociformes; Esocidae
Gene: ints7
Product: integrator complex subunit 7
Exons: 20
Coding region: 102-3011 (969 amino acids)
Biological process (GO): snRNA 3'-end processing
Cellular component (GO): integrator complex
Source: RefSeq, a predicted model, not a curated record